Molecule: messenger RNA, 468 nt
Organism: Dibothriocephalus latus
Lineage: Eukaryota; Metazoa; Platyhelminthes; Cestoda; Diphyllobothriidea; Diphyllobothriidae
Source: the annotation of a GenBank genome assembly
AUGCUCUUCUUCUCCCUCCUUCUAGAUGUGGAUGCUGGCUUCGGCUUUCUUCUCGUAGGAGGAGCAGGAGGCGGUGGAGCUGCAGCACCACAACCGCCGCCGCCUGUUUUUUCUGCCAGCCUUGCCCACAACUCCGAGAACCUCGGUCUUGACAAUCCCAAAAUUCCCGAAUUCCUGCCUCUCGUGGAUGGCUUCGAGGAAGAGCUUGCUCGACAGCAACAGCAGCAGCAGCACUCUAAGACUGCACCUCUCCUCAGCGAUGGCCUGAUGAGCAGCGGAACUCCUCAAGCCGUCAUUUCCAGCGCCAAUAGCAAACCUCCGCUCCUGGCCUUCAUUGAAUCCCAGUCUAGUUGUGGCGGUGGCGUCGGCGGCGGUGAAACUGGCGAACCGCCCUCUCUGUCUGCUGAACAGCAGCUGUUGCAAAAUAGUUCUGCCCCCAGCGGGGCUCCGCUCUCACUGCAGCCCUAA